This is a messenger RNA of Dalotia coriaria, 1055 nucleotides long. Its product is annotated as osteopetrosis-associated transmembrane protein 1. Lineage: Eukaryota; Metazoa; Arthropoda; Insecta; Coleoptera; Staphylinidae. The record is from RefSeq and is a predicted model, not a curated record. The transcript is spliced from 6 exons. Bases 93 to 935 code for a protein of 280 amino acids. Gene Ontology annotation, cellular component: cytosol.
UCUAAAAUGAUUCAUGCAAGUCGCCACAGAAAAUCACACAAUAACUCGUACGCUAAACUCCCAUUAAUGUUGUGUGCUGCUUCAUAGUCAGGAUGGCUUUAAUUUAUUUUUAUAUUGUUGUUCUUUUCACCUAUGCAGAGUCACUAAAAGACAUCCUGGAAGUUCAGAACUUGCAAGUAAAGUUAACCCAGGAUGAUCCAAAUUUAAGCCCAGAUAGUGACUGCACCAUAUACAGAGACAAUUUAGCAUCUGCUGUGUCAACAUUUACUUCUUGUGCAAUUGUGAAUUCCAGGCCUAUUACACUUUGUGAAUCUUGUGUAGAUGCAUACAUUAAUGUUUUAGAUUCAUAUAAAAAUUUAUCUACAUCCAAAACAAGUGUUGGUUAUUGUAUAGAUGAUUAUGUAAACCUUGAUAGAUUGCAAAUUGUUGAGGGUUUGUACAGAAAUAGUUAUGAUUUAUGGCAUAAAGCAAAGUGCUAUGAAUGUUUUGAAAUUGUAAAUAAUACAUUAACCAAUAAUAUAUCUGAGGAGACAUUAAUGUUCAACAUUUUAUUAAAUGGCACCCUUAGUUGCAUCAAUGACCAUAAUGAAACAACCAAUAAUCAGACAUUCUUUUGUUCAGAGUGCAUAUCUGAAUAUUUGGGACUUAACAGUUAUUACAAGAGUAUAAGUGAUGUUAAUGACAAAAUAGGCGUUUGUAUGGAUAUUGUUGACUUGAUGAAUGGAACAAGGGCAUUGUGGAGUGAUAAAUGUUGUGAAUACCGUAAAAGACCCGAAUUUAUUUUUCUCGGUUCAACGUGCGCAGUUACAUUGGUGACAAUUUUGUUUUAUAUUAUGACGAAAUAUUGCACGGACUUGAAAAGUCCAAGCGUUUUGCGACAAACCCGGCUCGCAGGGUCGUUACAAGUAUACGAGCCCAACAGUCAUCAACAUUAACAACACAGUAUGGUAUUAAUUUUACCUAAAAUCCCAAAUAAUUUAAGUAUAAUUCAAGUUGGUAUAUAAUACUAAAAUUAUUUAGUCAAAUAGCAGAAUAAAUAAUAAUUCUUAAGAGAA